CUUUUUGGUUCUUUGUGUUUCUUAUGGCAGAGUGGUGUGUUGGACUCAUGUCUGGGACGUCUGUCGAUGGCAUUGACUGCGCAUUAAUCCAGACCGAUGGCGAGCGUGUCUUUUGGCCGCGCGCGGAGGAGCAAGGCAAGGAGGAUUUGACAGGAUCAACGGGAACGACAAACAGCGAGCUGGCGUACCUGGUGCCGUACGACCCGGCCUUCCAGCGAGAGCUCAGGAGUCUGUUUGGUGUGGAUACGAGCGCUGUUUUGGCUGGCACGUCCGAGGUGGACACGUCGCGUUCGACGGUCAUCAGGAUUGAGCAGGACCUGACCGAGCGGCACGCUGCUGCGGUCGCGCCACUCCUCGCUCGGGCUGCGAGGACAGAUCGCCAUGUUGCGCUGAUUGGCAUGCAUGGCCAGACUGUGUUUCAUCGCCCUGCGAGUGCGCAUCCGCCCGAUGCACCGGCACCCGGAAUCACUUGCCAAUUGGGCGAUGGCAACCUGCUCGCAGAGCUGACCAAAGUGCCAGUCGUGUUUGACUUUCGCACAGCCGACGUUGCGCUUGGCGGAGAAGGCGCACCCCUGGUUCCAGUCUUCCAUCAAGCCCUGUGCAGAUCGCUGUCGCGGACUCUGUUGGCAAAGCUGGGCAUGUAUCAACAGCAGAGGGAGCUGGUUCUUGGCAUUCUAAACCUUGGAGGCGUUGGUAACAUUACCUUUGUACGGCUCAAGCCAGCGGCUCAACACACUGACACUCCCGGGUCGGCGGUUGUCCCAGUCCACGCUCUACCAGGCGCUGGGGAGGAUUUCGUGUCCGAGGACGGGCUGGAUUUGCUGGCGCUUGACACGGGACCGGGCAAUGCUCUCGUCGAUGACUGGAUGCUUGCAAACACGCAGGUUCCGUGCGAUUUCGAUGGCGUCGCGGCAGCGUCUGGCACAGUCGAUGGCGGUGUUCUUGCCAAGCUGAUGGCGCAUCCGUACUUUGACCGCGUCCCGCCGAAAAGCCUCGAUCGGCAGUCGUUUGCGCUCUCCGUUCCAGAAUGUGGACUCGUGGCGCCUGCGUGCUCUGUGGCCGACGGCGCAGCCACGCUUACGGCAUUUACGGCGGCAAGUGCAAUAGCGUCCACUCAAUGGGCGUGUUUCUGUGCAGACGGCCCGAAAUUGCGCUGUGUGACUUGUCCUCGCGUUUCCGGCAUCCUGGUUUGCGGCGGUGGACGACGUAAUGCAACAUUGAUGCGAAUGCUGCGUGAUCGUGCGCAAGCGCUCGCCGUUGUGCUUCGACCAGUCGAAGAUGUCGGCUGGGAUGGCGAUCUGCUGGAAGCCCAAGCCUUCGCCUUUCUCGCCAAACGAGUGCAGCAAUCCCAGCCCACUAGCUUUCCGCGCACAACGCGUGUUUCCAAGCCCGUUUGCGGGGGUCGGAUAGCCGUUCCUCAAGUUCCUCAAGCCGAGAUGUUGGAAUGAUGAAGUGCUGUUUUUGGUUGCGUCAAACGUGCACGAAAUAAAAGUGUGCUACUUGA
Molecule: messenger RNA, 1504 nt
Organism: Capsaspora owczarzaki ATCC 30864
Lineage: Eukaryota; Filasterea; Ministeriida; Capsasporidae
Product: anhydro-N-acetylmuramic acid kinase
Exons: 2
Coding region: 24-1448 (474 amino acids)
Biological process (GO): amino sugar metabolic process; peptidoglycan turnover
Molecular function (GO): ATP binding; phosphotransferase activity, alcohol group as acceptor
Source: RefSeq, a predicted model, not a curated record